AUGGGUGCUAGAUGCUUCACUGUGCUAUUUCUGCUAAUAAUUCAUAUUAUCCCAGUCUUUGUACAAGCAGUAGCUGAUGGUCUUUCCUGCCAAGAGCACCAGCAGGCCUUUGAGAACUCCUGCUAUGAGUUUGUGUCCCUGCAGCACAGUUUUCUCAGUGCUCAGAGUUGGUGUGAGCGGGGCGGUGGGCACCUGGCCUUCAUCCAGAAUGACGAGACCCAGCAGUUGCUCCAAAAACACCUGCAGCCUGAGCAGAACUGGUGGAUAGGACUAGCUCCAGCCUUCGACGAUCUCACACUGGACUUGCAGGGUGGCCUCAGCUGGCUGGAUGGUUCAGAUGUAAUGUACUCAAACUGGCUCAGUGAGUCCAUUUUGAAUACUGACUGUGGCUACAUUGACACCGACUCGGGAUUUCACUGGAAGACAAGUAACUGUAGCAAAGAAUUCUACUUCAUUUGCGAAUUUGAACUGGGGCAUUCUGUAUCCUGUAUGAAUCACAACCCUAUCUUGCAGUGUGGCUCAGAUCAAGUAAUAGAGAUAGAUGAGAGCAUCUAUGGCAGGAAAACACCACACUACUGCAGGAACAGCAUGCCAGCCUCUCUCACAGCUUCACAGGAGCAGUGCAGCUGGGUCAAUGUGCUGGAUUUAGUCGCAGAGCAAUGCAAUGGACGACAACUCUGCCUGGCUGUGACAGAUACGUCAUAUUUUGGAGAGCCAUGUCCUGGACUGGGAAGUUACCUGUUGGUGGAAUACCAUUGCAAAGACAAAGCCUCUGGUGUGAUUGUGAAAAGAAGUAAUCCUCAGGACCCUUUACCAGUGGAGUGGAAAUGCGUUCCUAUAUCACCGAACCCCAUCCAAGUGGAAACUAUUUGCCAUAAUUGUAAGACAGAGGCUAUUGGUGUGCAAAUUCUAUUGAAGGACAAAAACAAUUGUACAAAACUUGACUGGUAUUUGGAAGACAAAAGUAAUACAGGAAGUUCGAUCACAUGCCCAGCUGAUCAUAUAAAGCUGAAACUACAGAAACACAAUAGCAAACAGUUGUCAAUUAAAACUGCAGAGCUUAGACCUUUCCAGCAGGACUUCAUCUUGCAGGCAAUUUGCUAUCAAUUAUCAGGCAUAAUUGAUAACAUUUCUGAGAUCUACACCAUUCCAUUUUCCUUGCUAAACCGCACUACCAAUCCGCUCGUGUCCAGAGUUUCAGACCAGUUGUUUGAGAUGACAGAAACAAAUUUAACACAAGAGAUGCGAGAAAAACUGCUUUCAAAUAUAUGUGCAGCUUUCAACGAUUCUAACCCAAUCCAGCAAUCCAUAGAACUUCAGAUGGUUGCUAAUGCUUUGAAGAACAUUGUUGAAGUGGAUGAUGAACUGAAUACUAAUGCUCAGGUGCAAGCCGGUUGCAUCCUAGUACAUAUCAGUAACUCCCUCAAUUUGGAUGAUAUGAUUCAGUAUAACAUUUCUGAGCUAAUGGACGCAGCCACACUCAUUAUUCAGAGCUCUAGCCACAUUCUUGCUGCGUUUCAGCGGACAAAAGAGGAAGAAAUUGCAGAUUAUUUGUUCAGCACUGUGGAGUAUGUGCAAAAAUUCUUGCUAAUUAAUAAAGAGCCAGAUGAGGAGCCAGUCAUUAUAAACUCCACUUAUAUCAGUGUUUCUGCCCAGAGAGUAUCUCCAGGUAACAUCCAUGCACAGUCCUUUAACAUCCUGAAUGUGAGUUCAUCCACCUUCAGUCUUCCAAUUCUGGGACCUAAUGUGCUGUCUGUGAACGAGCCAGUGGAUGUGAGACAAUCCAAUUUUUAUAUUAACCCAUGGAUUGAAGAGGACAAUGUUAAUAGUGUCUUAACAGGAUUUUCCCUUGCCAGAAAUGGCUCGGUCAUACCAGUGGCAGACCUCACUGAGGAGAUAGAGAUCUUCAUACCAAGGCUGGAUAAAGGAGUAAACAGCACAGUUCUCGAUCUGAGUAACUACAGCACAAUGGUCAUCAGUGUGGCAACUCCCAACAUAAAUAUGGUUUUUAAGUUAGACCCCACUGAAGAUUUAAAUCUACUGGUAUUACUAGGUUAUCAGGACUAUCCUACUACUGAAAACUAUGCAGCUAAAGUUAUACUUCCUCAAGCAGGGAAUACACAAGAGGAAAGGUACACAUGGAUAGUGAGCCCCAGAGAAACAGCAUUAAACCCAGGCGUUUACUACCUUCUGAUAAGGCCUAUUGUUGCUGCCGGUGUGAAGUCUGUAAAUGCCUCCGUAACGAUUACAUCCAUUGCCGCUCGGUGCACUUUCAGGGCAGAGACCUCUGCAUCCAACUGGAGCGACAGUGGCUGUAGGGUUGGCCCUAAGACGACCGAAGAUUUUACUCAUUGCCUGUGUACACAUCUAACUGUUUUUGGGAGCAGUUUCUUUGUCAUGCCCAAUACGGUAGAUCCGUCUCAGUCUGCUCAGCUUUUUGCCAACUUUGCGAACAACCCAGUGGUAGUGUGCUUUAUAGGAGCAAUCUUCUUAGCGUAUAUCCUGACAGCAAUAUGGGCACGAAGGAAGGACCUACAAGACAAAGCCAAGGUCAAGGUUACAGUUCUAGAGGACAAUGAUCCCUUUGCAGAGUACCGUUACUUGCUGAAGAUCAGCACUGGGCAUCGCAUUGGAUCAUCCACCUCAUCACAGGUGAUAGUGACUCUUCAAGGUACAGAGGGAGGGAGUGCACCCCAUCAUUUGAAUGACCCUGAAAAGCCAGUUUUUGAAAGGGGGGGAGUUGACUUGUUCUUGCUGACCACACCCUACUCACUGGGAGAGCUGCAGAGCAUUAGACUGUGGCAUGACAACUCAGGGGAUCAUCCUGCUUGGUAUGUAAACACAGUAAUGGUACAAGACCUGCAGACUGAUCAGAAGUGGCACUUCCUGUGCAGUUCAUGGCUGGCUGUUGAUAUAGAAGAGUGCACCGUUGAUAAAGUGUUUCCUGUAGCAACAGAGAUGGACCUGAAAGGCUUUAGCAACGUAUUCUUCAUGAAAACAACUACAGAUUUCUGUGAUGGACACAUCUGGUACUCUGUGGUCAGUCGACCCCCCAGCAGUAAUUUCACCCGAGUGCAGCGUGUCUCCUGCUGUUUCUCAAUACUGCUCUGCUCCAUGUUGACCAGUAUCAUGUUCUAUGGGAUUCCCACAGACCCCUCAGAGCAGACCAUGGACCUGGGUCAGAUCCAGAUCACCUGGAGUCAGGUGAUAAUUGGGAUCCAGAGUUCCAUUAUUGUGUUUCCGGUCAACCUGCUAAUUGUGGGUAUCUUCAGAUACGCACUCCCUCGAAAGAAGAAAACAAAACAAAAGAAAAAUAAGAUGCCUGAACCUCUUCAAAUGGAAAAAGACUUUGAACAGAACAAUGUAACAAUACAUUUCCUCAUCAAAGACAUACAGAGAAUCACAUACUUGUUUGCAAAUGCCAUGAGAUGCUCUGUCCCCAAAAAAGUGAUACACUGUGAAAAUGCAGACAUCAUCACUUUACUGUCUGAGCUGCAGAACCUCAUCGAAGAACAGCACUUCAUGCACAAAAACGAAGCCUCUUCUGUAUUCUGGACCUACAUCCAUCAUCUCUACAAACAACUGGAAAAUUUGGCGGGAGAAGUAAAGCUGCUGGGGCCUUCAGGCUUUUCUAGGCCUGGGUGCUACAGCCAGGUUUUACUGCAGGUCCAGAGCAUUAAGAAGCUGCUGGAAAGUAAUUUUUCCUCCAGACCUAUUAAUGAGCUGCGUACUGGCAGCUCAAACCCCAAAAAAGACAGAAAGAGAGGUCUUCCCUGGUGGUUUGUGUAUGUGGGUUGGCUUCUUGUUUUAACCACAAGUGUGGUGUCAGGGUAUUUUACCAUGUUGUAUGGGCUAAAAUAUGGGAAGGAUCGUUCCAUCAGCUGGAUUAUCUCCAUUGCAAUGUCCUUCACUGAGAGUCUCUUCUUCACCCAGCCUGUAAAAGUAAUUUGUUUUGCAAUAUUCUUUGCACUGCUGGUGAAAAAAGUCAAUUAUGAUGAUGCAGAGCUUGUGGAAAAGAUAUGUAAGAAAACAACCACUAGCACAGAUGCUCUCGAUGGAGUCCGACUUGCUAAGAGGGAUUGUGCACACCGCUACUAUCAGCCCCCACCUUCCACUGACCUUGAGAAGAUGAGGAAUAACAUGGUUAAACAACAGAAAGCGAGGGCACUCAUCAUGGAGAUCCUAGUUUUUCUGGGGUUCUUGUGGAUGCUGCUCUUAGUUGCAUAUGGUCAACGAGAUCCAAAUGCGUACUACUUCACUCAGCACAUCCAGCAGAGCUUCAGCAACGGGAUAGGAGAGAGUAUGAGCCAAAGUGACGUGUUUACCUGGGCAAACUCUGUACUUCUUAGCAACCUCUUUAGUUCACAAUAUCCAGGCUUUAUAACGGAUGGAAACUCAAAACUUGUUGGAAGUGCUCGUCUCCGUCAGAUUAGGGUGAGAACAGGUUCUUGUGAGAUUGCAAAGUCCAUGCAGAACUCGGUUCCUGACUGCAAUGCCCCAUACUCUUGGGAAAAUGAGGACAUGAGCUCAUACAGUCCAGGUUGGGACCAAUCUGGUUUUGUAAAUGGCUCUGAGGAAAUCAUCACAGCCUGGCAGUACCAAAGCCAGUCUGAGCUUAGAUCAUACCCCAUCUGGGGUAUGAUUGCUCUGUAUAGGGGAGGAGGCUAUUCAGUGGACCUUGGUUCUGACCAACAAAAUGCAAGCAGGAAGCUUCAAUAUUUAUUGAAAUCUACCUGGUUGGAUAAGUACACAAGGGCAGUUUUUGCAGAGUUUACAGUCUACAAUGCUAAUGUCAACCUAUUCUGCAUUGUUACACUGAUACUGGAGAGCACUGCAGUGGGUGCAUUUGAGUUUCGCAGUGUGGUGCAGAGUGUCCGUCUGUAUCAGUCCACGGGUGGCUUUCAGUCAUUCCUCAUGGCCUCCCAGGUCUUUUAUUUACUCUUCAUCAUCUACUAUAUGUUUUUGCAGGCUAAGCAGUUGAAGCGGCACAAAUGGGCAUAUUUCAAAAACAUGUGGAAUCUUUUAGACCUGGCCAUUAUCAUUUUAAGUUGGAGUGCAUUAUCUGUGUUCAUCAAGAGAACAGUGCAGGGAGACAAGGACAUUGCAUACUACCAGAAAAACAAAGAUCAGUUUCCCAGUUUCAAUGACACAGCCAUAGCAGAUGCUACUCUGGGAUAUCUCAUGGCAUUCUUGGUUCUGCUUGCCAGUGUAAAACUCUGGCAUUUGUUGAGACUCAACCCCAAACUACGCCUCAUCACCUCCUCACUGCAGCGGGCAUGGAACGAAUUAUCCAGCUUCACUGUGGUUAUCUUCAUUGUGUUCUUGGCCUAUGCGCUUACUUGCAAUCUAAUAUUUGGAGGGAAGCUGUACUCAUACAAAACUAUCCCUGAAGCUUUUUUGACAAUCUUCAGUUUGCAGCUUGGCAUAUUCAAUUACGAUGAGGUUGUGGAUUCUGAUCCUGUGCUUGCCGCUCUCAUCGUUACCACUUGUGUGGUCUUCAUUACAUUUGUCAUACUGACCCUCUUUGUCUCCGUCAUCCUUGAGGCCUUCAGUGAAGAACAGCAGAAUCGCCAGCCUUCUGAGGAAGAGGAAAUUGUCAACCUGAUAUUCAUGAAGAUCCUCAGUCUUUUCGGAAUCAAAUGCAAGAAGAGAGAAGCAGACGGCAAAGAAACUCAUCCUUCCGAAAGCACCACAUCGAUCUCAUAGAGAAACUGACUUAAUCCUGCUGUGUAUCACUUUGUCUUCACAUAUCUGCUUAGUCAGAACCAAAUC
Molecule: messenger RNA, 5772 nt
Organism: Xyrauchen texanus (razorback sucker)
Lineage: Eukaryota; Metazoa; Chordata; Actinopteri; Cypriniformes; Catostomidae
Gene: pkd1l2b
Product: polycystic kidney disease 1 like 2b
Exons: 34
Coding region: 1-5706 (1901 amino acids)
Biological process (GO): detection of mechanical stimulus
Cellular component (GO): membrane
Molecular function (GO): carbohydrate binding; calcium channel activity; protein binding
Source: RefSeq, a predicted model, not a curated record